This is a messenger RNA of Coregonus sp. 'balchen', 834 nucleotides long. NCBI's taxonomy places the organism in Eukaryota, Metazoa, Chordata, Actinopteri, Salmoniformes, Salmonidae. The record is from the annotation of a GenBank genome assembly.
UUGCUGAGGCCGUUGACUCUGUUUGCCAGGGGGCAGCAGAUAUGUCGCUUCUCCACCAUAAUCCAUAAUCAAACCGUGCAGAGUUCUGUGCUUACUACCCCUGCAUGGGCUUGUCUGUCUGCUAAAGCCUUCCAGACACCCCAACAGAGCAUCCUGCAACGGUGAGGGCUGGAAUGGCAUAGUACUGCUUAGCUUGAUCAGAUUCAACCUACCAAGUUCUAUUGUGCAGAUUCAAUUCAUUAAGUGCAAUUUGUUUUUUUUACUAUUCAUGUUUACCUAGCUUUUGUUUCAAUUGUUUCUUUGAAAGAUGAAUCAAUACAAUCCAUUAAUAAGAUGUUGGCAGGCAUAUCCACUGGCUUUGUUUGUUUGAAUGACAUGAAACUGGAAAGGUUUUAUUUAAUUUAUUUGUACUAAUUUGGGUGGGGCUUGGUUCUUGCAGGGUUGCACCUCUCAUUCCCAGCCGGGUCCAGCAGCCAAGCAGAAACCUCACGUACAUCAGCCUGAAGAAGGGGAGGAGGAAGUCUGUGAAAUCAGUGGUGAAGAGGUUCAUGCGGCUGCACUGUGGCCUAUGGAUUAGACGCAAGGUAAUGUAGUGUCUCUCAUUCUAUGUUUUCCUUAGUUUCUGAAACCAUAAAGGUUGUGUAAAUGACCUUAUCUCAGUGUCUCCUCUGUCUUUGAAUUGACACUGCUGGUUCUCAACAGGCUGGAUACAAGACAAAACUGUGGAAGAAAUUGCCUGCCAGAAAGAAGCGUUUAAGGGAGCAUGUGUUUUGUAGCGAAACACAGAACAAGCUCUUGGACAAAAUUACCACAAAAUUCUGGAAGAGGGGGAAC